CAGUGGAUAUAGCAAAUGGGCUUGACUUAUGGUAAUGGGUUUGAUUUGGGUUCUUCUUCAAUAGCCAAUCCCUUUAUAAAAAAUGACUCCAUUUUCAAUCUAUAUCCACCGUCAAAGAAACCGAGUCCAAUGCGAAGAAAUAUGCCCAGAUAUCAUUACAGGGCAAGAUGGACUUCAGCUUAUGUCUCCACUCUGCAUUGUGAAAUUCUCAGUUCUUUUGAACAGAUCCCCAACUUUCAUUUUCAGCAUUACAGGUUAUUCACACUUCUCUAUGGACCUAUCAUCAUCUUGUGGGGACGUACAAUUGAGCUAAGCUAUCUUAGUUGUCUGCUUCUUUGCUUUGAGGCUCCCAUAUUAAAAAUGAAAAUGGGUUCAAGUGACUUCGUUUUGGUGGGAGAGUACUGGGUGGUCUUCAAGGCUAUAAGUGCAUAUUUCAACAUUAAAGACCCAGAUCUGAUGAUUGAUAUGGUUACAGGGCAAGAUGGACUUCUGCUUAUGUCAACACUUUCCACUGAGAAAUUCUCAGUUCUCAGUUCUUCAGCAUGAUAGGGGUUUGACUAAAGGGGAUUGUAGGAGCAACAUGAGGCAUCUAAUUCAGAUUCCAGGUGGGAAAGGGAAUGGAGAUUCUCUAUGGACCUAUUAUCAUCUUGUGGGGAUGUACAACUGGGCUAAGCUAUCUUAGUUGUCUGCUUAUUUGCUUUAAGACUCCCAAAUGACAAAAUGAAAAUGGGUUCAACUGACUUCGUUUUGGUGGGAGAGUACUGGGAAGUGUUCAAGGCUAUAAGGAAUAAAGUUGGUGAUGGAUUCGUGGCCGAGGCUUAGAUUGAAAUGGUCAGACUGUUCAAUGGGAAAUUUGGUCUCACCAUCACAAAGAUACUCUGAGGCAUAGAUACAAACAUUUGAGGAUGCAAUGUAAUGAUACAAAGGUUCUUCUUGAACAGAUAGGGUUGUCUUGAGAUCAGGAGAAAUGGUGACCUCUGAGAUUAUGUCUAAGCUUCUUAUACCUAGGUACUCAUGUGCUUAUGAAACAACUCAGGUUUUGCAAUCUCAAGACCAGAGAGGCCUGUUAGAGUGUGCACACCUCCUGAUAGUUGCCAGUUGAUGAUUACCACUAAACAGUUUUGUGGUCAAAUCACAAGAAGGGGGAAAAAAAAGACUGCUAAGAUGUUUGGCAAUCAAAAAAAUUAUAUUGGAAGAAGCCUAAAGGAUUUUCUCACCUUGUCCUCUUGAUUUCAAGUCAUAUAUUGGAAGACUAGGAGUGAUUGUGGAAGACACUUCUGACUAGCUUAAGCAGGGGGUAUAAGUGUUUUUCUGUUCAUAACAAGGUAUUUACUGAGUCGUUUUACUAGCCCCUUUCGUUGUAUUAAUGCAAAAAUUAUUUGUAUGCCCAUUGCCCAUUC
Molecule: messenger RNA, 1400 nt
Organism: Quercus robur (English oak)
Lineage: Eukaryota; Viridiplantae; Streptophyta; Magnoliopsida; Fagales; Fagaceae
Exons: 6
Coding region: 16-546 (176 amino acids)
Source: RefSeq, a predicted model, not a curated record